Cherax quadricarinatus is the source of this 6683-nucleotide messenger RNA. Its product is annotated as protein C1orf43 homolog. Lineage: Eukaryota; Metazoa; Arthropoda; Malacostraca; Decapoda; Parastacidae. The record is from RefSeq and is a predicted model, not a curated record.
GACUUCUACUCUAGCCUUCGUCAGGUGUGAACGUCUUCCUCCCCUGAGUAUCAGUGACGAAUUUCCAAUGUUCUCUCUGGACGCUUGUCGUCAUCUAUUUUGUUCUCCAGGCACAUUACGAGAGGGGCACCUGUCAUCGGGUUAAUUUAAGUCACCUCUAUUUUUCGGCACUGCUGAAAAUUCUUUCACGGUUUUGGUGCAGAGUCGGUUACUGAACCAAGGUAAUUGGUUACAACAUUUAAGUUAUGAACAGCCCUGGCUCUUUCUCUUCAGAGACUUAAAUCAUCAGCUUGGUAAAAAUGCCUACAGCAGGAGCUAUGACUCUGAUGUUUAUUGGGGUCAUUCUCUUUGCUAUAAUACUGUUUGUGACCUGUUUUAAGAGGCAAGUUGGCCGUAUGAAAGAUCGUUCAAGAAGAGAUCCUCAUAUACCUGGUUCUGAGGCUAAAAAGGCAUUAAAGCGAGAAAUAGAGCGACGGCUAGACCGGGUUGCUGACAUAUACUACGAACCCAAGUUGCUCAUGCUAGAGAUUGACAACAAAACAAAUUCUGACCUCCCUCCUUAUUACUUUAGGAUGAAAGCUGUUGAUAAUAUGAAAUAUUUAGAGCAGGAGUUGUCAUCUCUGGAAGGAGUUGGAGUUCGUGGACCCAGGGAAAGUAUUAGAGCCUUCCUGAUGAACCUUACCAACCCCGGAGGUGUCUUAGCACUAGUGGAGCCACGCAUCAUCCAUGAGCUUUGCGACUACUAUGAUCAUGCUCGAUAUCAUCCCAUGCAGUUUACUGCAGCACAGUUUACUCCAUACCACAGUUUGCUGCUGCGCAUUUUACAUUGUGGUCGCAAUGGAGAGAAAUUUUCUGGUCGUGUCACUUCCACAGUCAAGGCACCCAGCGAUCAUGAUUCAGCAAUUGAUGAACCUGAACAUGACCACAGUGGGGAUGAUGAAAACUUAAUCAUCACAGAUUCCAACAUGGUGCUGCUCCAUAGACCAUCAUCACUCAAAGUAUCUCCUGAAGAUAAUUUUGAGACAUCAGUCUGAAGUUAGUUCAUGCUAGAAUCUUCUAUGCCCUUCAGAUUUGGUGUCCACUGGUGCUAACCAGUGUUUAUACAAGUAAGAUUGUUGCAUAUUUACCUCAUUGUUUGUGCAUGCAAAGCAGUCACUGUUAAUGUAAUGACAUGCUUUGUCAUUAGCACGGAAAUUCUUAAAGCUUUAAUUAUUUUUUACACUUCCAUAACUGUGUUUGAUGCUCUAUAGGUACAAUGCUGUGGGUAAAAUUGAUCAUGCAGAUGUAUUAUUGAAUUUUAUAUUAAAUUAUUUAUGAAUUCAUAUGCUAGAAUUUAAGUUAAUUUUUCUUGUGGUAGCUCUCUGGCUUUCUGUAUGGGUGUAAACUGACAUAUGGUGUAAACUGACAGAUGGUGUAAACUGACAGGAGAAAAGCUAGGUAUAGGGUGUUGUGAGUGGAUGAGAGCAUUGCUUUUUGACAGACUUACAAAUGCUGUAUGGUUAGGUUGCGAGGGCUCUUUAGGACCAAAGCAAGGGUAUUUGAAUAUUAAGUGGAUAUAUGUUUAUAGAUUUUAGUUACCCACAGUGAAAAGGAAGAAAUAGCACAAAUAUUUCCAGGUUCAACAAGCGAGUAAUUUAACUGUAAGAUGGAAGCCUUUAUAAAUGCAAACAAGUUAGGCCCCAAAGCUAAGAACAAAAGCAAAAUGAAUACCACAGCAGUUCUUACAGACAUGAUUGAUGGUGGAGAUCUCAGCCUUACUCUUGUAAUGGUUGUUGAUAUUUCUCUGUGGUUAGUCAGAUUUGAGAAGAGAGGCAUUAAACCUAGGCUUGAUAUUCUUUUUUAAGAUAUUAACCUUUUUAAUAUUACUAGUCAAAGUUUUCCUUAUUUCUCUGCCACAGACUCUUGAUUAACCCACAUAAGCAAUUUCAGCAUCAUUGGAAUUUAUUCUGUCUACAUACUUGAUGUAAUACAGUAUUAUUUUUAUCCCCAGUAUGUGCAAAUAUUGGUGCUGAUACAGUUGACAUUGAAGUCAUUUGUUUCCCAAUUAUAAUACUUAUCAUAGUCAGAGUAAGGAAUCUUAUAAAGUUAUCCCAUAUUUAUCAAAAAGAGUUACUUUUUUAAAAAUUACAUGCAAAUUAACCCUUUGAGGGUCCGUGCCAUAGAUAUGCGGCUUUACGUUGAGGGUUCAAACCGUAGAUGUACGUCAUGAGUUCAGCUCGCUCUGCUAAGCUGUGAGCGAUAAAUUUUGGCCUAGAUAUGAGAGAAUAUAUCUAUGUGGUAUGUGUGCACCACAUAAAACAAAUCCUGCAGCACAUAGUGCAUAAUAAGAGAAAAAACUGAGAUCGUAAUUAUCGAUUCAAACAGUGACUUUGCAGUGUUUUUUCGUAUGAUUUUUAUAGUUGUAUUUGCGAUUUCUUUGUCUCAUUUGAUAGAAUGGAAGAUAUAUUACAGAAAUAGAGAUAAUUUUGAUUAGUUUUAGUACUGGAAAUGGCUUGAAACUGAGCUCAAAGUAGCGGAAAUGUUAAAUUUUUGCCGAUGUUCAAGAGUAAACAAAUGACCUCACACGUCUAAUACACGCCUGCUAGUGGAUCUAAUAUAUGUUCACAAAUGUGGUGAAAUUAUUUAUACAAUUAUUACAAUAUUGCAUAACAGUAAAUCUUCUAUUUUUUGGUAUGAAUAAAAAUUUAUUAUAUGAAUAAAAAAUCAAAAUGGAAUUCAUUAGUAAAGCCUGAAAACGUAACUAAUGAACAGAGGAAAUGUUAGUUUAGUGCCAGGAAUGCCUGCAUUGUUUAUUCUGGACCCUGUUUUGAAAUUGGAGUAUUUUGAACUUUGCAUUAAAUUGGCCAAAUUACCAAUUUCCGAUCACUUUAUUUUGUAGUUGAAACAGUUGACUUGGCGAAUUCUUGUGCUCAAUCGAUAGAAUAGAAGCAAUACUACUGGAAUAGCUAAGAAUUUGGUCGACUGGAAUAAUGUAAUUGGCCUAAGAUGGGAGUCAAAGUUCGCAAAAUUGCCGAUGCGUAAAUAUCACUUGACACAUCAAAAUUUGCGAGAGCAUAAUUUCGUCAAUUUUCCAUCAAAUUUCAUACUUUUUGUUUUAUUACCUUCAGAAAAAGAUUCUCUACCAUUUCAUAAGAAAAAAUAAAAUUAUUUUUUGAAAAUUCUUGGACACUGGUGCACCCUUUGAAAUUUGGCCUCUGGACCCUGAAAGGGUUAAUAAAGAACAUUCUUCUAAAAUUUGACCAGUCAUCAAGAAAGAUCUCCUGAAGGGAUCUUGGUGCUGGUGAAGGGCUCUUGAUCCAAAGAGCUGAACCCAAAUGCCUCCCAAUUCACAGGUGCUAUAUGACCUCUAGGUUUAGUGCUUCCCAAUUCAAAAUAAAAUAAAGAAAAAUCAUUGACCAACCAAGUGUAGAGCUGAAGUCUCCAUGAUAGAUACAUGACCCUUUCAGGGUUGAGACCCCUGAUCUCAAACUUACUCUCAGGAUCGAAGAAUUAAAAAAAAAAAUUAUUUUAUAAAAUGGAGAGUCUUUUUCUGAGGGUAAUGAAACCAAAAGUACGAAAUUUGAUGGAAAACUUACGAAAUUACGCUCUUGCAAAGUCAAGAGCCUAAUAUUGUGCCUAAUUUAUCAAUUAAAUUUUAUAAUAGGUAUGUAUAGGAGAUACAUAAGGUUUGCUGCUAUCCAUAGUUUUAGUAUUCAUGGCAGAUACAGGGGUCCUACUGUAUAUCAUGUAUUCUAUCAAAUGAGACCAAGAAACCAAGAAUUUUACCAUAAAACCCACAUGAAAAUACACCGCAAUGUCGCUGUUUUAAACCAAAAACAUGAUUGCAGUUUUUUCUCUUCAUGAACUGUGUGCUGCAGGAUUUUUUUUAUAUGGUGCACACUUACUGCAUAGACCCAUUCUCUAGGCCCAAAUUUACUGUUCACAGCUUAUCUGAGUGAGCUGAGCUCAUGGCGUAGUACUGCAAGACUAACACUAGCUUCAAAGCCGUUAUAUAAUGGGACCACACCGAAAGGGAUAAGGGUCAUAAUCACUUUGUGGGCUUACUCUAGUGCUCCAUUUUCCUGUAGCCUUGGAACCAAACUUGUUUGAACAUACAGUAAGUCCUCACUUAACAUCGUUUCACUAUAACAUUGAUGAGAAAAACAAAAUUGGUUCCUGGCUGGGGCCACUGUCUGUGUGGAGUUUGCACAUUCUUCCCAUAUCUGCAUGGGUUUUCUCCAGGUACUCCAGUUUCCUCCUACAUCCUAAAGAUGUGCACAUGAGGUUAAUUGACGUGUCUAAAUUGUCCAAGCAUGAGUGGGUGUGGAUGUGUGUGUGUAUGUGAGUGUGCUGUGCAGUAGAAUGGCAUCUUGUCCAGGGUUGGUUCCCACUCGUGCCCUGAACUGCAGGGAUAGGCUGCAGCCACCAGCAGCCCUGAACUGGAAUAAGAGGGUUGGAAAAUGAAUGUAUGAAUGAAUACAAAUUAUUGUAUAAUAAGAAUUCGUAAAGUAUACGAUAAUCAUACAAAUGCACGACAUUAAGUGAUGAGCCACAAAAGCUCUCACCAAGCCUGCCAUAUUUAUUAUUGUUUGCUUUUGAACUGUGUGGUGGUAGGUGCUCCUUAUAGUUUUUUGCUUUUGCAAACAUUUAUUCCUUGAUUUUACCCUGUUGCAACGAGGGCUAAAAGUGCACUGUGCACCCCUGUUGUUCACAUCAGUCAGCCUAUACUAAAAAUUGGUUUUAUGUAUGUCGUGUCGCUUAAGGUCGCAGUUUCCAGGAACCUGUCGAUGAUGUUAAGCGAGGAUUUACUGUACGAGUUUCCCUCUUGUAUAUUAAGGGUCUUGAUCCAGGAAAGUGAGCCCCUACGGGUUUAGUUCCUUAAUUAAUAAUAAUUUUCUUGUAUAUUACUAGCCUGAAUUAUGUAUUAUUAUUUUUAGGGGAAAGUGCUAAACCCAUAAGGGUCAUACAGUGCAUGGGGGAAUUGUCAGGUUUGAUCCAAAAAAGGGGAGGACAGAUCCAAUUAAUUGCAUCAGGAUCCCCUCACCAUCAUCAAAGGACUUUUUGAGUGGUUAUUAGCAAGAUGGGUCUCCAGGUAGACCAAAAAUAUUUGUGCUGUUUCUUGUGUUUUUUUUUAUAUGGAAAGAUAAAAGCCAUACAAUUGGUAUAUGAUUUACUCACUAUAAUUUUUAUAAAACUUAAAAAAUUGUAAAAUUGAAACUUUUCCUGAAUAACCAUAUAUAUAUUACUAGAUCCAUGUGGAUAAAUUCACCUAACUUUAGAUACUGUAUUUCAAUAUUAUUUUUAUUUAAAUGAUCCAAAGAAGAAAUUCUGAAAUCAUCUUUGGUAUCAGAACUUUUAAACAUUACGCAAGUAUGUAAAACAUUGUAUGCUAUUUAUUUAUUUAUCAAUUAAAACAAUGUGUAUAAAAAAAUAAUUAGCUAUUAUAGGCAGGGUGUUACUGAGCAGUGUUGACCAGAUGCUAUAAGACACCAUCUCAUGGAAUCCUACAGGUUCAUUACUUUUUUUCAUCAUCAAGACAAUAGGAAAUAGUAAUAGUAUAUUGAAAAGCCAUUAACUGUUAAUUCAUAAAGCAUAUUUUUUAUUAAAUUAAUCCUUUCAGGGUCGAGACCCCGGAUCUCAAACUUGCUUUCAGGGUCAAAGAAUUUAGAAAAAAAAAAUUAUUUUAUCUUAUGAAAUGAUAAAGGAAAGGAUAUUUUCUGAAGGUAAUGAAACUAAAAGUACGAAAUUUGAUGGAAAAUUUAUGGAAUUACUCUCUUGCAAAGUUAGCAUUCUCGGCGAUGUUUAUGCAUUGGCGAUUUCGCCCACUUUGUGCCCUAUUUUUGACCAUUUCCAAUGUUCCAGUCAACUGAAUUCAUAGCUAUUUCACUAGUAUUCCUUCUUAUCUAACGAUUUCAACUACCCAAUAAAGUGAUCAGAAAUCUGUAAUUUGGCCAAUUUCACACAAAUUAAAAAAUGGCCAAUUUAAAAAUAAGGCCCAGAGUAAAUAAUGUAGACAUUCCUGGCAUUAAAAAAAAAAGACAUUUUCUCGGUUUCUUAGUCACAUCUCCAGGCCCCUCUUAUAUUAAGCUUGCUUUCCAUUUUGAAUUUUUAUUCACACAAAAUAUUUACUGUUAUGCAGACUACUGCAUAAUUGUUUAACCCUUUCAGGGUCCAAGGCCAAAAUCUGAAGUGGUGCCCCAGUGUCCAAGAAAUUUUGAGAAAAAAAAAAAAAAAAUUUCUUACAGAAUUAAAGAUAAUAUUUUUGUAAAGGUAAUAAAGAAAAAAAAAAAAUUCUGAUCAGUACUUACCGAGAUACAGUGGCAGGAAGUUGUCCCAAAAUGAACGGGUGGCAGCAACAUCAGUGGCUUCUGCAAAAUCCCAUUUUUUUAUUUUACGUUUUUUAUACUUUUUUCUUUUUUAAUUUUUUUCUUUUUCUAAUAACAUUUGUGGCCUGUGAGACCAGUAUAAUGUAUAUUGUAUAAGUGUACACUCAUUGUAUUCAACACAAUAACUGCACUAAUUUGUUUAUCAUUAUAUUGCUUACAAAAUUUGCAAGUUUAUUGUAAACAAAAUGAUGAAAACAGUGCGGUUAUUGUGUUGAAUACAACAGUACCAUAUAGUACCAUAUGGUACAAUGGUGCCAUAGGGUGUAAUGGUACCAUAUGGUACAAUGGCACCAUAUGAUACAAUGGUACCAUAUGGUA